GCGGCUGCUCGCCUCCCUCUGAUCCCCGGCUCUCCCCGCUCCGUUCUCCCGGCGUUGGGCUCUCCGGAUCCCGGCUGAUUCUGCUCCGUCUCUCUCUCUGUCUGUCUCGGCUCCUCUGAGAUGCUCUCCCCGCUCUCCGCUCCUCUCUCCGCCCUCUUUUAACUUCACAGAGACGCCGGUUUAAAGCCCGGGCUGCUGCGAGCCGGGGCUGGGAUCUAAAACAACCCCGGAGAAACCCAGAGGGAUCCGGGGCUCUUCUCUGGAUCAGGACCCGGUACUUUGGGGAAGCUCGCCCGUGUGUCCCCCACCCCUCCUCCUCCCCUCCUUCCUCCUCAUCGCUCCUCGUUCGCUCCUCCACCUUAAUCCAGGUGGUCCUUUGGCUUUUUUGAGUGGCGGCUACAGGGAGGAUUAUUCUUCUUUCUUGUUUCUGGUGAAGACAAAGCUCCCAGAAGGACACUUUGAUGUUCUCCAUCCAGGACAGCCUCCCUCGGGGGGCCCUGACCAUGAAGGAGGAGCCGCUCCCCACCGGCAUGACCCCGGUCCGCUCCUGGAUGCAAGGCGCAGGGAUUUUGGACGCCAACACAGCGGCCCAGAGCGGGGUUGGUUUGGCCCGUGCUCACUUUGAGAAGCAGCCGCCCUCCAACCUGAGGAAGUCCAACUUCUUCCACUUUGUCCUGGCGCUGUACGACCGCCAGGGUCAGCCGGUGGAGAUCGAGAGGACCUCCUACGUGGACUUUGUGGAGAAAGACAAGGAGUACAACGGAGAGAAGACCAACAACGGGAUCCACUACAGGCUACAGCUGCUCUACAGCAACGGCAUCAGGACAGAACAGGACCUUUACGUCCGGCUGAUAGACUCCAUGACCAAACAGCCGAUCCUGUACGAAGGCCAGGACAAGAACCCAGAGAUGUGUCGCGUCCUCCUCACCCACGAGAUCAUGUGCAGUCGGUGUUGCGACAAGAAGAGCUGCGGAAAUCGCAACGAGACGCCGUCCGACCCCGUCAUCAUCGACAGAUUCUUCCUGAAGUUCUUCCUCAAGUGCAAUCAGAACUGUUUGAAAAAUGCAGGAAAUCCGCGAGACAUGAGGCGGUUCCAGGUGGUGGUUUCCACUACGGUCAACGUGGACGGUCACGUCUUGGCCGUUUCAGACAACAUGUUCGUCCACAACAACUCCAAACAUGGCCGCCGCGCCCGACGCCUGGACCCCUCUGAAGCAGCCACGCCCUGCAUCAAAGCCAUCAGUCCGAGCGAGGGCUGGACAACCGGCGGCGCCACCGUCAUCCUCAUCGGAGACAACUUCUUCGACGGCCUGCAGGUCGUCUUCGGCACCAUGCUGGUCUGGAGCGAGCUGAUCACUCCUCACGCCAUCCGGGUCCAGACUCCGCCCCGCCACAUCCCCGGGGUCGUGGAGGUCACGCUGUCCUACAAGUCCAAACAGUUCUGCAAAGGAGCGCCAGGGCGUUUCGUCUACACCGCCUUGAACGAGCCGACCAUCGACUACGGCUUCCAGCGGCUACAGAAGGUCAUCCCUCGUCACCCCGGAGACCCAGAGAGGUUACCUAAGGAGGUUCUGCUGAAGCGAGCAGCCGACCUGGUGGAAGCUCUGUAUGGGAUGCCUCACAACAACCAGGAGAUCAUCCUGAAGCGAGCGGCCGACCUCACCGAGGCUCUCUACAGCGUCCCUCGCAGCCACAACCAGCUGCCGUCGCUCACCGGCUCGGCCGCCCAUUCGGGGAUGAUGGGAGUGAACUCGUUCAGCAGCCAGCUCGCCGUCAACAUCUCCGAGGCCUCGCAGGCGGACCAAGGUUAUUCCCGUAACUCGAACAGCGUGUCUCCUCGCGGCUACGUUCCAAGCUCCACGCCUCAGCAGUCCAACUACAACACCAUCACGUCCACCAUGAACGGCUACGGGGCGGCGGGGAUGACCAACCUGGGCGUACCUGGAUCCCCCAGCUUCCUCAACGGCUCCACCGCCAACUCUGCUUACGCAAUCAAACAGAAGAGCGCCUUCGCCCCCGUCGUGCGGCCUCAGACCUCCCCGCCCCCCACCUGCACCACCACCAAUGGCAGCAACCUCCAGGCCAUGGCAGGUCUCAUCGUUCCCCCCAUGUGAGGAAUCAGCCGGAUGCCAUCAGACCCUCCGAACCCCAAACGCCACCACACCAAGAAAAAUCCUCCCGUCCUCCCUCAGAAUCCAGAAUCCAUCACUGCACCAGAGAAACCUUCAUUUAUUUACUCGCCGUCAUCACGUUCUCCCCGUGGCCACCGCGUGUGGGCGUGGCCUGUGUGAGUGUGGGCGUGGCCACUGGGCGGGAGGGCAGGUGUCAGUUUGACUCUCGAGGCUGAACAGAUCAGUUCAAACCACUGUGAGGGCGUGGCCACCGGGAGCAUCUGUUCACAGCGAGAAAACGUCGCCGAGCUCAAAGCAACGACGUCAAACGUCAGCGACUAGCGGCAGAUAUUCUCCAGUUUCACUUCCACUGGGUGUUUUUUUACCAAGUUGUAAUUUGGCUGAAACGUGUACGUUUUGUAAUUUUCCUUUAAAUGAAAACAGGUCAUCAUGUGAUCUAACGUUAGCGCUAAAGCAGCUAAAUCAGCAGAUCAAUCAAUUAUUAUUAGUUUUAUCUGAUAAAUAUCUGAAGGAACUUUUUAUUUUAUUUUUAUUUUCUUUGGUUUUUGAUGAUUUGCAACAAAGUGAAACAUUAAAUCUGCAGGAACCAGAAAACUUCAGCAUUUUUACUUCAUAAAACUCGAUUAACUCACAUUUUUUUGCAGAUUAAUUCCUUGACUGAAAUAAAAACAUAAUUUAAACGAAUCACAUAAUUGAUCAUUUAUUUGCAUCAAUCAAUUGAGCCUAAUUAUAAAAUAUCUUCAUGUUUCUGGUUCCAGUUUCUCAAAUGUGCACAUUUUGAUUUGUCAUCUUAAACUUUGGGUUUUGAAUUGAACGGAAGUUAUUUUCUGAAAUCAGUUCAUUGAUUUUUCUGUUUGAUGCUUUUCUUUCUCUGUAGAUGUUGCAUCAGUUUUAACAUUUUGUCCUUAUGGGCUAAUUUCAGACUUAAAUUUUUGCAGUUUAACUCUUUUUAGAUGCAUUUUAGCUCAAAUUCAACGCAAGUCCCAGUAAAACAAACUCCGCUGAAGCUCUCAGAUCCGAUUGGUUCUCGUCUGAACAGAUGCUCCUCGUCAAGUUGGACCGAGUCCAAGAAACCAGGAACAUUUAUUUUUCUCAAAUGUGGACAAAAAAAAAAAAGUCAGACGGUUUUCAGAUUUGUUUUUAAUCGGAAGAAUCAAAAAACCCUGAAAGAACCGGACCGACGAACAUCACGAGUGUUUUCCUUUCUGUAGAUUUUACCCACGUUUGUGUCUCAUGUUCUGAAAAGGAGGAAAAUGCAGUAACUUUGUGAGCAGAUGUUCCACUAACGUUUGAUUUCCAGCUCCUGUUCCUCUUUCGUUUUCAUUCUUUUAAACAGUACAAUAGUUCUGUUUCGCGGGUGUGUCGAGUGGUAGAUUUUAACCAGAAAAAGCUUGCAGCAGUUUUAACCACAUUUAGGUACCAGAUUUUACUUGUUAUUCUUCUGAUUGUGCUUAUUUUCUAUGUAUUUAUAAAGUAUGUUUUGGGGAGUUCCUUUUGUGAUUUAGGCCUGAAUGAUAGUCUCAAAUAUAUAUGUAAACACAUUUGAUGUCUUAAUACCUUUUAGAUAUUGUAAAAAGAGUGAACAAGUGAGAAGAAUUAACCCUUUUUUGUAAAAACAACAAAAAAAAAAAACGUCAUGACGCGGUCACCCUGUUUUUGAAAGCAGGACGUAAAACAAACGCUUUCAUCACUUUUGUAUAAAACUGCUUUUCCGAUAUUUAACUUUUUGUAAACGGCAUCAUUUGUGUUCUCCCUGGUUCUUCUUCUCGUCCUUUGUGUAUUAUUGUGAAAUGUAUAAUCAUGGUUAUUUCUUAAUGCACUAUUUUUGUUGGGGCACUUAAUAAGAGCAAUGCAUCUUAGCAGAAAAGAAAAAAAAAGCUAAUAAAAGUGGGGGGAAAAAAAGAUGAAAGCUAGAACAAUAUGCACCAAUGCGUUUUUUUUGUUUGUUUGUUUUUCCCGCCUUUUUUUUCCCGUCGUUUUAAAAAUCCUCGUCAUGUGAAUUUUUUUAAUAUUUCGUUGUCACUCCUCCUAUGAACCUUUUUUUUUUUUUUUUUGGUUUCGGUGUUUUUAUCCAUCAGAAUAUUCCACCCGAUUCCAAGUCUUUGUGUUUUUUGGUGAUUUUUUAAAACACAGAUUUUAAAAAUGGGUUUUUUGGGUCACCGAUCUCAAGGAAACUUCCAUCGAUGUUGGUGUUGUUGUUGAUGGUGCUGUUCUCGUCGUCGCACACAAUCUGGAUCAUUUACUUAUGCAACUGUGUUCCUGUGCCGUGAUGCAAGCUACAAGAAGGUUUGGAAAAGCUAAAAGAAGUAGAUUUCGAUGCCUUACGACUGACCAUAACUCAACACGUUCUGCAGCGAUUAGUUCACGGCAGUUUUUGUUUGACGAGACUGCAACCUUUUCUUUUUGGUUCCUCAGUUUCCCCAAAAAUGUACUAAAGACUCAAAAGCUAGCGGUUAGCCUUUCAGUUAGCGACAUUUAGAAAACUCCCUGAUUUUGGUUGUCGUGUGAAACAGCGACCCCAAAUGACAAAGGGAGGUACUGCAAUGCCGCCUGCAAAGAAUGCGGCUCAUUUUUUAAAAAUUAUGUUGUUUCAGGUUGAAUCUGAUUCAUUUUAUCUUUUGUGGUUCCCCAGAAAAACGCAAACUGAAAGUUAGCGGUAAACCUUUCACGAAGUGAUGCUUGAGAAGCAAUAAAACUCCCCGAUUUUGGUUGUCGUGUCAAAUCACACAGGGAGGGACUGCAACUCCAUCUGCAAAAAAACGUUUUAAUAUUUAUGAUGGAACAUUGUUUUUGUUUGAAUCUCAAUUUGUUUGUUGAGCUGCACUUGAGUUAAACUGCGAGGAUUUUUUCUUUUUCGUCCCUCAGGUUUCCCGAAACAUCUCAAAGAGAAAGUUAGGAGUUAGUCUCUCAGAUAGCGACGCUCGGAAAACACUAACCUCCCUGAUUUUGGCUGUCGUGUGAAACAGCGCCCCCAAAUUACAAAGGGAGGUACUGCAACAGCUACAUCUGCAGUUCUGCACAACAGAACAGACGAGCUGGAGGUACAGCAGAAGAUGAACUGAUCUAAUGGCAGAAUGUAAAGCUGAAACCUUUUGAACAAAAUUAGGCUCUUGUUUUUGCUUCAUAGGAUUUCAGUGUGGGAUAAAGGGAAGAGGCAAACGAGACUUCAACUCUCAAAACUUUAACCCUCCGAACUCUAAGCAGCAGAUGGUUAAAUCAAAAAAGUAAAAUCUCAGCGGAUAUAUUCUGAUUUUUGCUUCUCACAGUUUUUCAUUUAAGGACAGUUUAGGAAACAUUUCAUUAACUUUGCGCCAAAAGAAAAAUGAACCAUCCAGCAUCCCUUUAUAGCAAAUCUCUAAAUUUCUUUGGGAAUCUUAUGUCUAGACAGAUCAAACUUUAUGCAAAUCGAGCAGGACCGGCGGCGUCGCGUCGGCUUGAGACUGAACAUCCGUCCGUUUCUUGGGAAAGCCAUUUUUCAGCUCAACUAUUGAACAGAGGAGCCGCACCUCAAACCGAACAUCGACUCAAACAGCUUGUAAGGUUUUUUAUUUAGUUUUUCUGUCACAGUUGUAGAAAGUUUGCUUGUCACCGUCCUGGUUUUCUUACUGAAAAAUAUACUUUUUUCGAUGUUUUACUUCAAUGUGAAAGAGGGCAGAGGCACUGCAUCUUUGUGAAAUAUGAAAUAUAUCAUCAAAGUAUAUCAAAGCACAAUGUUUAAUUAAUGUCUUUAGAAUACAAUCGGUGGCGACGCCGCCGGAUUCUUUUCUUUUCUGUCUCUGGCCAUGCUGUAAAUAGAUGCAUGUCUUUUUGGUUCAUUUUUUUCCUGUGAUCCAGUGCUUUUUGUACAGAAACAGUCUAAUAAAGAUUACAUUUGGCUUGAAACUGUCA
Molecule: messenger RNA, 6020 nt
Organism: Stegastes partitus (bicolor damselfish)
Lineage: Eukaryota; Metazoa; Chordata; Actinopteri; Pomacentridae
Product: transcription factor COE3-like
Exons: 16
Coding region: 462-2114 (550 amino acids)
Biological process (GO): regulation of DNA-templated transcription
Molecular function (GO): DNA binding; DNA-binding transcription factor activity
Source: RefSeq, a predicted model, not a curated record